This is a messenger RNA of Peromyscus leucopus (white-footed mouse), 1775 nucleotides long. RefSeq names its product ankyrin repeat domain 65 (gene Ankrd65). The coding region runs from base 468 to 1562 and encodes 364 amino acids. NCBI's taxonomy places the organism in Eukaryota, Metazoa, Chordata, Mammalia, Rodentia, Cricetidae. The transcript is spliced from 4 exons. The record is from RefSeq and is a predicted model, not a curated record. Gene Ontology annotation, molecular function: protein binding.
GGUGGUUCCAGCUCCAGGUUAGGGUGGGGCAGGUAGGUGUCAGGGUGCCUGGGGCAAGUCAGAACUUAUUGAAGUUUGUGUUACUUGGAGGAAGGUAGGAAGGAGUUGCUGUCAUCCAGGGCAUGUUCCUGCUUGCCCUUCCCAACCUGUCCUGGCCUUUGUUCCUGGGAGUGUGGCCAAGAGCUUUAGUGGCUUGCUAGGGGGCAAGGGCAGGCAGAGACUCUUCAAAUUACUAGAUAAACAGUGUCAGGUGGCCUCAGCACAGCCCAUAAGGAAGCAGCAGCCCUUUGCCCACCCUCAACUUUCAGUCUAGCCUCCCAGGAGUAGCACCCACCUAUCAAACUGCAGGAAAAAAAUUUUUUGAGCAGGGUCACCAGAUUGAGGCUAGCUUAAAAAUAGGAUAGAGAGAAUCCUCAGCCUGAAGACGGAGCUCCCGUGCCAGUUUCCUCUGGAGAUGUUCUCCCCAGAUGGAUUCCAGCAGGCUGGAGCAGGAACUGCAGUGGAUGGAGCUGGUCUGGGAGGAGGCUCCAGCAGACAAGGCAGAGGGACCUCUUACCUCCCAGGUCUGGAGUACUCUGUUCCAGGCAGUGUGGUGGGGUGCUCCCAGCCUGGUGAUGCAGCUGCUGAGGCAAGGUGCCAGUGUGGAGGAGAGGGAUCACACAGGUCGGACUCCGCUCCAUCUGGCUGUGAUGCGAGGCCACACACCUCUUGUACGCCUACUGUUGCAGCGUGGGUCCCUGGCAGGCGCAGCUGACCAUACAGGGCGCACACCGCUGCACCAGGCUGCCUGGCAUGGGCACUCGAAAGUGGCGGAACUAUUGCUGCGGCGUGGGGCCUCAGCAGUGGCAUGCUCUCAAACGGGCCUCACACCCCUGCACUGGGCAGCUGCGCUGGGCCGCACACUACUGGUUACAUGCCUUACGGCUGCACCAGGUUCAGGUUCUGCUGUGAAAGACGUAAGAGGUUGGACAGCCGCACACUGGGCAGCGGCAUGCGGGCAACUGCCAGUACUAGAGUUGCUUACUGUUGGAGGCAGCGUAGACCUGGACAGCGCCCUGCUGGUGUCAGCGGUAGCUGGAAGUGCAUCAGCUUUGCAGCUUCUCCUGGCGCUGGGAGCAAAGGUGGAUGCCCUGGACAGCACAGGAACCACUGCACUUGGCCUGGCGGCUGGCCUAGGCCAUCACCAAAAUGUUGAGAUGCUGCUGGACCAUGGGGCAGACCCAAAUAUCAGGGACAGGAACAACCUCUCUGCACUCCACAGGGCUGCCACUGGUGGAUACCUGCCUGUUAUACAGCUGCUGGUGGCCAAGGGCAUUGAGGUAGAUUCUCGAGACUCACUGGGCCUCACACCCCUGCACUAUGCUGCUCGGGGAGGCCAUGUAGAAGCUGUCAGUUAUCUCCUGGACAAGGGUGCACAGGUCAAUGCUGCUGGCUGGCUUCACAAGACCCCUCUGCACCUUGCUGUAGAGUGUGGCCACAGUACCACCAUAGAGCUUUUGCUGAGCCAAGGAGCCAACUCUACCUUGAGGACACAGUGGGGUGAAAUAGCCCAGACCCUAUAGGGUGUCUUCCCCAGGCAUUGCCUGAUUUCCUUAACUAACCAAACUUCGUAGAAACUGCAGAAAGAAAAGUAGAGUUGUACUUCUAACAAAAUUAAGAAUUUAGAGUUAUGGAGCAUAUCUUUUUGUUAAGAUUUGUUCACAGGGCCAGGCGGUGGUGGAGCACAUCUCUAAUCCAAGCACUAGGAGGCAGAGGCAGGUGGAUCUCUGUGAGUU